AUGGGGUACACGUGGGUGUGCGCCUCCGCCGUGGCUGACGAGGAAAUUAGCAUCGGAGUGACGAUGGACGCCCGAGGGAGAGUCUACCCACCUCUACCGGCGACAUACUUUGGGAACUGCGUGGUGGGGCGGUCAACCGCCUUGGAGAGGGGGAAACUGUUGGGGGAAAACGGAGUAAUCGCCGCGGUGGAGACGAUAUCGGAGAUGAUUAAAAGCUUGAAAGAAGAGGGACCUUUGAAGGGCGCAGAAAACUGGGUUUUGUUGAUGACGCAAACUGUUGUAAAUAACGAUUACAAGCUGAUUUCCACGGCUGGAUCGCCGAGAUUUGAGGUGUAUAGCGUGGAUUUCGGUUGGGGGAAGCCUGAGAAGGUGGAAGUUGUGUCGAUUAACCGUACCGGAGCGGUUUGUAUCUCGGAAAGCCGAAACGGCGGCGGAGUGGAACAUGGGUGGACGGCGAGGAGGGAUGUUAUGGAGAAUUUCGCUAAGCUUUUUGCUGAAGGUCUUCAACAACUUUGA
This is a messenger RNA of Cucumis melo (muskmelon), 516 nucleotides long. Its product is annotated as phenolic glucoside malonyltransferase 1. The transcript has a single exon. The record is from RefSeq and is a predicted model, not a curated record. NCBI's taxonomy places the organism in Eukaryota, Viridiplantae, Streptophyta, Magnoliopsida, Cucurbitales, Cucurbitaceae. The coding region runs from base 1 to 516 and encodes 171 amino acids.